AGAGUGAGAUCCGGAAACACUUCCCCCUGUGCUGAGCCCUUCUGGGUUGCAGUUCCUCAGUUCUUUCCCAAUUCACCUCCCUUUGCCAAGUGCCUGGCUCCGAUGCUGUCCUUCCCCCCUCCCAAGAGCGUGCAGCUGGCUCUCUUGCUUUGCUGCUAUCUGCUAGGGAGCAGCCAUGCUCUGCAAGCUUCUGAAAAGGAUGGGAGCAUGGUUCAGUUGCCUGGCGGGAAGUUCCAGAUGGGGACAAAUUCACCCGAUGGUCGAAAUGAAGAAGGGCCUGUCAGGGAGGUGAUAGUGAAGGCAUUUGCUAUUGACAAAUAUCCCAUCACAAAUAGGAAUUUCAGGGAAUUUGUCAGAGAAAAGAAAUACAAGACAGAAGCAGAAACAUUUGGCUGGAGCUUUGUCUUUGAGGAUUUUGUAUCUGAAGAGCUGAAAAAGAAAGUGACCCAGAAACUGGAGUCUGCCCCCUGGUGGUUGCCAGUUGACAAGGCGUACUGGCGACAGCCAUCAGGUCCAGGAUCCAGUAUAAAAGACAGGCUGGAUUACCCUGCGUUACAUGUCAGCUGGAACGAUGCCCAGGCAUUUUGCAAGUGGAAAGGCAAAAGACUUCCUACGGAGGAGGAGUGGGAAUUUGCUGCAAGGGGAGGACUAGAGAGUAGAAUAUAUCCUUGGGGAAACAAGUUUCAAGUAAAUCGCACGAAUCUGUGGCAGGGAAAUUUCCCAAAGGUUGAUAUGGCAGAAGAUGGUUACCAUGGUGUUUCCCCAGUGAAAGCAUUCCCUCCUCAGAACAGUUACGGGCUCUAUGACCUGUUAGGGAACACUUGGGAAUGGACUGCCUCAGAGUAUUUACCUCCUGCAGCUUCAUCAAGACAACGUGCUCAGAAAAUGCAUGUCCUGCGGGGCGCAUCUUGGAUUGACACAAUAGAUGGAUCAGCCAAUCAUAAAGCUCGUGUUACCACAAGAAUGGGAAACACACCAGAUUCAGCCUCUGAUAACUUGGGUUUUCGCUGCGUUGCUGAUAUCAACAAUCUCACAACUAUGAAAACCGGGAGGAAAACAGAGCUGUGAAUAAGUCCCUUAGUGAAAAUAACCUCAGACAUUUUCUCCUGUGGAGAUGAACUGUAAUUCCCUGUGGCUGGGUUUGAUCCAAAUUUAGCAAGUUUUAAAAAUUUGCAACUAAAUCUUCAUUUUUGCAAAGGCAGGUUUCAGGCAUUGUCUUUUUUUGGUCUAAUUAAUUCCUUAAUUCCCUGUUGGCUUUUGUAAAUGCUGCUGCUCUACUUUCAGCUAACCUCAUCAGCAGCCCCAGUGGACACAGUUCUGCAAGCACUUCAUGGAAACAGUUCCACGGAAAUCCAGAGAAAUACUCAUGAGCAACCUCUUGCCAUCUCAAGGGUAUUUAAGUGCCAAACACGCAAUGAUUUAAAUUAAAACAUGAUUGAAAUCAA
This is a messenger RNA of Alligator mississippiensis (American alligator), 1445 nucleotides long. RefSeq names its product sulfatase modifying factor 2 (gene SUMF2). Lineage: Eukaryota; Metazoa; Chordata; Crocodylia; Alligatoridae. Bases 103 to 1068 code for a protein of 321 amino acids. The transcript is spliced from 9 exons. The record is from RefSeq and is a predicted model, not a curated record. Gene Ontology annotation, cellular component: endoplasmic reticulum.